GUGCGCCAGACUCAACAGGUGAUUGGCCCAGAGAGGGGAGGGGACCCCAGGCCACGGUAAAGGGAGCGAGGACAGCGCUGGUUCCCCGCUCCCCGCACCGCCAUGGCUCUGCCUCUGAGACCCCUGACCCGGGGCUUGGCCAGCGCUGCCAAAGGAGGCCACGAAGGGUCGGCAGCUCGCACCUGGCGCCUGCUCUCCUUCGUGCUGGCGCUGCCCAGCGUGGCCCUCUGCACCCUCAACUCCUAUCUCCACUCAGGCCACCGCCCGCGCCCCGAGUUCCGUCCCUACCAGCACCUCCGCAUCCGCACCAAGCCCUUCCCCUGGGGGGACGGUAACCACACUCUGUUCCACAACAGCCACGUCAACCCUCUGCCCACUGGCUACGAACACCCCUGAGGCCCCGGACGCCCCCGGGCGCAAUAAAGGUGUGAAGCUUCG
This is a messenger RNA of Cercocebus atys (sooty mangabey), 438 nucleotides long. RefSeq names its product cytochrome c oxidase subunit 6A2, mitochondrial. Gene Ontology annotation, molecular function: enzyme regulator activity. Gene Ontology annotation, biological process: mitochondrial electron transport, cytochrome c to oxygen. The record is from RefSeq and is a predicted model, not a curated record. Gene Ontology annotation, cellular component: mitochondrial inner membrane. Lineage: Eukaryota; Metazoa; Chordata; Mammalia; Primates; Cercopithecidae. The coding region runs from base 103 to 396 and encodes 97 amino acids. The transcript is spliced from 3 exons.